Messenger RNA from Salvelinus sp. IW2-2015, 1211 nucleotides. It is a transcript of the gene hspb3, whose product is annotated as heat shock protein, alpha-crystallin-related, b3. The record is from RefSeq and is a predicted model, not a curated record. Gene Ontology annotation, cellular component: nuclear speck; cytoplasm. NCBI's taxonomy places the organism in Eukaryota, Metazoa, Chordata, Actinopteri, Salmoniformes, Salmonidae.
ACACAAGAGGCUUUCUGGGACAUGGACUGGGAGGAAGGCAGAACCAUGGAGGGACUGUCUAUAACCCACUGGGUGAACAGCCCAGUCCGCCACCAGGCCCUGUUCCAAGGAAGGGACUUGGACGACUGUGUGGAGGACCAUGACUUAUUCGCCCUGCCCGGGCCUGCCUUCCCCGACCCUGGGGUAGUGAAGCCUGGCCCUGGGGUAGUGAAGCUAGAAGGGGUCUGCGAAGGUACUGCCACAUCCCAGCCCCAGCGGACUGAGCCUGUUUACCAGGUGCUUCUGGACGUGUCCCAGUUCAGACCUGAGGAUAUCAUGAUUCAGGUGUUUGAGGGAUGGCUCUUGAUCAAGGCUCAGCAUGGAGCCAGAAUGGAUGAACAUGGGUUUGUUACCCGAAGCUUCACCCGUCAGUACCCACUACCUGAGAACCUACAGCAUGCGGGGGGUCUGAGGGCUCUGCUAUGUCACGAUGGGAUAAUGGUGGUGGAAUCCAAACAGAGAACACCUGUCAGGAUACAACACAGUGAGGAGGACCCCUAUUGAUUAUUGAUUAUUGACUGUUGAUUAUUGAUUAUUACUGUAUUGAUCAGGUAAGGAUGAGGCCAGAUCAGCUGCUACAGUACCACUAACAUGAGUGAUUGAUUGAUUCAUUGUGUCUGUUAUUUUCGUGUGAAGUUACAUUUUCUAAUAUUUCUCUAAACAUUGUUAUUGUAACAUUUCUAUCUGACGCUACUUUGCUAUAAAAAAGCUGUUGGUGCUAAUGUUAUCGAAUUAUAUAACAGCAGUAAUGAUAUAUUUAAAAUCUAUUUUCUGAAAAUACGUUGUUUUUUUCCCCUCCUCGCUUUAAAAUGUUACUCCAACUCCUCUCACCUCAAUUAAAACAAUUAUGUGUUUCAUUUGAACAAAAAUAUGAAGUGUAUAUUUAAUUUGGUAAAUAGACAGAGGAAGUUCCUCUCCAGUCAUUGAAAACGUAUGAUAUCUAUGACUAAAAUGGGAAUGUUAAGCAUGACGCUUUCAGCAUCAGUGAUCAUGUUGUUUUUACAAUACAAAUUUUAUAAGAUUGUUUAGAAAUUGUUCACUGUUGAAGGAAGAGACGUAAAAAUGUGAUAGAAACAUAAAUAUUGUUAUCAGUUGUUAUCGGUCUAAAGGCACUGCAUCGCAGUGCUAGAGGCAWCACUACAGACCCGGGUUCGAUCCCGGGCUGUAUCACA